UGAUCCUUGCAGUCGAGUCGUCGAUCCUCGUAUCAAGAUGUGAAGAAUACAAAAAGGGGCCCAACAGGGCCCUUGACCACCUGCUCGGUACCAUCAUUCACUCACAUUAUCGACCAGUCUCCGACCUGCUCACCCGAUCAAGCAAAGACUCGAUCCCGAUGCCCAUCAUCGCCAGGAAGGACAAGGACGACUCACCACUCUCCGCGAAAGGGGUUGAGUUUACCCUCCUCAGCAUCUUCCCAAGAAAGGGCGGUGGCUCGGCCAGAGCCGGCGGUAGCGUCCACUCCAUCCCAAGCAGCAGCUCUGGUCGUUCAAGCUCGCACGGGGUCUACUCCGGCUCCUCUUCCUCACCAAGAUUUAUCCCGCCCGGCUCAUCGGGGCGAAGUAUCCCCUACGCAAGCCGAAGUAGUGUAGGCUAUUGCUACGGCAAUGGCUGUACUGCGGGCCGAGUUGGUAGCUACAAUGCAGCUACCUCGGCCAAUGCUGGUGUGCCCCGUGGACUUGUGCCCGCUCCGUUGGCUUUUCAGGGUAGGCCUCAGGGUGGCGUUGGGAGGUCCGAUAUCUAUGGUACUGCACGAUAUGGGAGUGGCAUCACUGGCGGCUACAGUCCCCGCCCAUCGUACGCAGGGGGGACUACCGCUGGGUAUGGCUUUCCUUUCGUCUACUGGCCAGUGUCUUGGCCCGGUUAUCCCGAUGCAGGCUACUACGGAAGCGGUGCCUACAACAGAACGGACCGCCCUGGUGGUGCAAUCUCGGUGCAUGUCCUCGGGGUGCCGCCCGGUGUCAACCAGACGAGUAACAACUUCAUGCUCUACGGAGAUGCCAACUCGAACACCGCGAUCCUCAAGCACCUCGUACCCAAUUGCAACGUGACCUGGAACUCCCAGCCCCUUUUCGGCGUCAAUCCGAGGCAGGCAGUGCAGUAUUACCGUGGCUCGAGCUAUGUCCUUCUCCUGCAGGGCUACAACAACUCCCAGCCGGACAGCUAUACGACGAACAACGCUACGGUCAUCACCACCCCCGUCACUCCCUUGCCAUCGACGGUCAACAUGACAUACUUCAAUUGCCUCAACAGGACGCUAGGAAUGGAUCUACCCUUGCCGUAUGAGGAUUCCGCCGGUACCGUGGUCAAGAAUGCCGCCCUCGGUAUGGCUGGAGAACCGAUGAUGGCCUUGCAGACUGCCUGGGUGGCUAUUCUGCUCGUGGUACUCGUGCAGCUGCUCGGUCGCUAGACUCGCCAAAGACGGUACAUGUACAUAAUUUCGAUCGGAUCAUAUAUCAAUAUACCUGGAUUCGUAAUGCCACGCAGUUGCAGU
Molecule: messenger RNA, 1316 nt
Organism: Jaminaea rosea
Lineage: Eukaryota; Fungi; Basidiomycota; Exobasidiomycetes; Microstromatales
Exons: 4
Coding region: 159-1232 (357 amino acids)
Source: RefSeq, a predicted model, not a curated record